Spizellomyces punctatus DAOM BR117 is the source of this 3115-nucleotide messenger RNA. RefSeq lists its product as uncharacterized. The record is from RefSeq and is a predicted model, not a curated record. The coding region runs from base 186 to 2807 and encodes 873 amino acids. The transcript is spliced from 12 exons. NCBI's taxonomy places the organism in Eukaryota, Fungi, Chytridiomycota, Chytridiomycetes, Spizellomycetales, Spizellomycetaceae. Gene Ontology annotation, biological process: signal transduction; actin cytoskeleton organization. Gene Ontology annotation, cellular component: cytoplasm.
GCCAAACUGACCAGCUGUCGAGGACGACCUGGCUUCAAUGCACCUGACAAACGAUUUCCCAUCCUAUAACCGUAGCUGUCGUAUUCCUAUCCCAGUUGUUCCACGGUCAACUUGCUUUGGUUCGAGAGUAGAUCUUUCGACAUACGUUGUCCCUGGGGUUGUGGGUUCUCGAUUGUGACCGGAAAAUGACGGUACGGGACGAAGAGUCAAAUUCCGCUAUAGGCUCCAGUACCUGUAGCCGUUGCGGCCAGCCAAUUGACGGACAGUUUGUGAGGGCUAUUGGAGGACAUUUUCACUUGGACUGUUUUCGGUGUCAGGACUGCCAACAAGUUGUUGCAGAAAAGUUCUUCCCCCACACAGGGCCGGAUGGACUCACCCAAGUGUUCUGCGAGAAGGACUACUUCCGACGAUUAGACUUGUUGUGCGCAAAGUGUGGAGGAGCGCUUCGCGGGGCUCACAUCAAUGCUCUAAACCGCAAAUAUCAUCUUGAGCAUUUUACCUGCUCAGUUUGUCCUACGGUCUUCAGGCAGCACGACUCGUACUACGAGCAAGAUGGCAAUGUAUAUUGUCAGCUUCAUUAUUCGCAAUUGUUCGCAGCCAAAUGUGGCGGUUGUCGGACGGCUGUCCUGCGAAGUUUUGUGGAAACCAAUAAAGCUGAGUGGACAGAGAAGUGGCACCCGGAGUGCUAUAUGAUAUACAAGCUGUGGAACGUGACGUUGGUAGCAAAUAAGCCUAGUACGUCAACAACACCUGCAUUGUCUAAUGACAAAGAGGGAACAGAUAUUGCGGCGCAACAAGCAAUUGCCGAAAAGGCGGGGCGCAUAUUGCACGUACUUUCCGCGUUCGAGGAGUCGUCAGCAGAAUGCAUCUCAGACAUGCUCAUUCGGUUCUCGCAUGAAGAGUUUCGAGAGGGAGUUUUCCAGGCUGCGACAUUCGUUAGUCACAUUGCCACCCUUUUCGCAGUCAUUGACGACAUAGAAAUGCGGCUUCUUACCUUCCGCGAUGCUACAGGGCUGCAUCAUGCGAAGGAGCCUAAGCAGCUGACCAAGAAAAUUGUGCAUUUCUUCUCGUUAUUGUCAUACGUUCAAGAUAAUGCGGAUACGCGGCAGGAAGCCACAAAAGAGAUGAUAUCUCUGGUGACUAGCCUUGCGCACACCCUGAAGAUUCUCAUUCGUGCUGCAUUGACUGGUGCCCUAAAGCUGGAAAAUGCGCACAACGAGAAGACGGCAGUGGUAACUUUCCUCGACCGCCUAGCAGCAUGUGAAUGGCAGGAUGAUGCACAAGGUAAAACUCUCAGCGAAUGCGGUCCGGAUGCAAACCCGGAUCUGUGCGUGGCUUGCGGGGAACCAGUCGAAGAGGAAUGUUUGAAAUAUGGGUACCGAAGAUGGCAUAGCCGAUGUUUCCGGUGUGCUGCGUGCGAUUUGAACCUGCGCCCCGUGUAUGAGGAGGCAACUUACGAUGCCGUCACGGGAAAGUUCUAUUGUGCGAAUCACGCAUCACCUUCAUCAAGCAGGGGGAUCGAGCGAGUGACCCAGUUGGAACAAUACGUUUUUCUACUACGAUGCGCUCUGAAGCGCUUAUGUAUGCUUCUCCAUAUUCAAAUUGAUUCGGGCUCUCUACAAGGACCAAAUUCCCCUAUCAGCAGUUCGCCAGUAGGACCAGAUGGGCGCAGCAUAGGAGUUUCCAUGCUGAACAACGGACAACCGCCUUUUGCGAACGUCAGUAAUUCCUUACCUCCCUCAGCUGGCUCUAAAAGCUUAUACUUGCCCCCUGCGGGAAGGCAAUCCUCCCUGCGGAAUUCCGGUACAUCCAGCCUCCUGGAUCUAUCUGGUCUGGACCAUUGGGCUGUUCGACAGCUUGCUGCCCAGGCUCUGUAUCCAUUGAUGGGCGAUCAGUUUACAUUAGAUGAAUUGAUGGAUGUCGCCAGUGGUCGAAAGCAGUCAAUGUGGGGACGGAUGGUAGAGGCGAUUCGAAAGCCAUCAAAAUCGAAAGAGGGAACAUUUGGGGUGCCUUUAGAAGUACUCGUGGACAAGUACGGUGUGGCAACUGAAUUAGGACCCCGACCGGGGCAGCUUCAAAUUCCAAUGUUUCUUGAUGCCUGUAUACGAACAUUGCAUAUGUUGGAUCUGGGAGUGGAAGGCAUCUUUCGGAAGAAUGGCAAUAUCAGACAUUUGAAGACAAUAUCAGAUGAAUUAGACAAAGACCCGAGAUCCAUUAACCUGGCGGGAAACCAUCCAGUGCAAAUUGCAGCCUUGUUGAAAAAAUUCUUUCGAGACAUGCCCGAGCCGCUUCUUACCUUCAAACUUCACCGAUUAUUCGUCGCCACUCAGAAGCUUCCAGAUCCUGGACGGCGAAAGCAAGCACUGCAUUACGUAUGCUGCCUUCUUCCAAAGCCGAACCUCGACGUUCUGUCAGUACUGGUAUUCUUUCUGAGGGAGGUAUCAGAGCACCGAGAAUUGAACGAAGACCAUGGAAAUAAGAUGGGACUAGACAACCUGGCUACUGUGAUGACGCCGAAUAUUUUGUAUUCAAAGUCAAAGAAUGCAGUCGAUGAUGAGUCACCGCUCGCCAUUGAAGCCAUUCGGAUGAUCCUGCAGUAUCAGGAUGAGCUGUGGCAGAUGCCUCCUGAUAUCAGUGAGAGGAUGAAAGCUGACAAUGGAUCCCAGCCAAUCAAUAUCCCCACCAGACGAGAUUCGGAAUUGGGCAAGAGAACCGAAUCUCUAUCACACACUCGAAAUGUCGUAGUGACGCCAUCCAAUAUUGGCCAUGGAGACGUUGCGCAUAUCGAAGAUGCUCACCGACGAUGAUAGCUGCCGUUCGCUCAACUGGAAAUCGAAACUCUCCCUCACCCCCACCUUUUACUUCAUCAAACGUUCCACACGCGUACAAUGCCACACCUCCUUCACCCUUUGAAAUCUGUUGCUACUUACAGUCUGGUUUUCGACGAACUCUUUCAACGCGGGUUUCUUUUCUUCGUUAACGUUUUACCUAUGAAACUCCAGAAUACUGUAUAGAGGCGGAACUGGACCGCCACUUCGUUUUUGUUGUCUUCCUUUUUUUUUCUUCGGAGAACUUGCAUAAAUGUUGCAAACAAAGAUUGUUUUACUCUUAAAUA